AUGUCGGCGGCGGGAAAAGACUCUUUCGCAACAGACACCCGAUCAAAUCCACAAAACCACGAGGGUAUCGAGCCUGUCAAGGUCCACGGAAGACUGCUCCCUCCACCAAAAAUCAAAUAUCAGAAUGAAACGGCUUUUGUCAGGUAUGAGAAGUGGAGGACUCCUCGUAGACCACUGCUUGUACCAGCCGAGUGCGAUGUAUGGGCUGUGUAUGCUCUUGUACCCACUUACGAGGCGGGCAGAUUCGAUGAAGAGUGCUGCGAGCAGAUUAAGCUUUGGGAAAGGGAACUGGAAAUGGUGACACAGAACGUAAAGUUAUCGAAUGCACUCAAGGUUUCAGUGGUACUUCGUUUACAGAAAACUCACACAAUUCUUUUGAAGUUAGGUGGACUGAACUACGAGAUGGACUUGGAGGGAAUCUUGCCGCAAGAAGGGGGAAAAGACUGGAUCCGUCCUGGUCGUCUUUUCCUAGGAAGUGGAAUCAGCCAUCCUCCUCCGUCAGCCACCUAUGAUCCUGAAAAAGGUACUCACUCACGAGAUACCCCUUCUUCUGCAACUCUUUCUGCUUUGGGUGCUAAGAACAUCAAAACUGUCUUUAUUGUUGCACAAAAAGAACACAAUGUCCGCCUUGUGCUAGAUCGUAUUGAACGCUCUCGCAAGCCAACCGAUCAGAUUAUCACACUGGAAUUGUAG
Molecule: messenger RNA, 693 nt
Organism: Cylicocyclus nassatus
Lineage: Eukaryota; Metazoa; Nematoda; Chromadorea; Rhabditida; Strongylidae
Source: the annotation of a GenBank genome assembly